Molecule: messenger RNA, 4845 nt
Organism: Acipenser ruthenus (sterlet)
Lineage: Eukaryota; Metazoa; Chordata; Actinopteri; Acipenseriformes; Acipenseridae
Product: zinc finger protein Helios-like
Exons: 8
Coding region: 661-2274 (537 amino acids)
Biological process (GO): regulation of transcription by RNA polymerase II
Molecular function (GO): RNA polymerase II cis-regulatory region sequence-specific DNA binding; DNA-binding transcription factor activity
Source: RefSeq, a predicted model, not a curated record
UUAUUCAAAUUUGUGUGUACCUACAUUACCUUUUUCUUUUUUAUAUAUCUCGGAUAAAGGAGACGCGAAAUUUGCAGGUGUGCGACUAGUCCUGUGUCUGGCAAGUUACUAAAGGGGUGGUUAAGCUGAAUGGAAAUGUUGACAACCUUUAAUUUAUCUGAUCAGAGGAAGUAACCAAUACUUUCUGGAGAGGUAUUUUCUCUCCGCUGUUAACCAUUUAGCUGGUUGAAGAGCGCGUUUGUUCCUGUUCCUUCUGACGCACGCUUUAGCAGUUAUUUUAAGAUACUUUUUUUUGUUUGUUUGACAAAGUUUUUGAGGAAACAGAAAAUGAAGAACAGACCAACUUUUAGAAGAUAGCUUAUGACAGUCUGCGCGUGAUAGCGAUCUUUCAAAUUCAUGUUUUGGUAUUGUUGAGGGGGCGUUCUGUCAUCGUUACAUUUGGUGACUGUUCUACUAAAAAGCGCUUUGCUUUGGAAUCACUUCGGAUCCUGAAACCUGUUCGUUUAUAAAGCUGGAAGGGAACCCGACCCGACUACUUUAAAUAAACACAAAACGGGACACGUACAGUAAGAGGAAAAACUGAGAGAAAACUGUCGCUUUAACCAGGGAAGUGUUAUUUCUGAAUUGAAGAACUGAAGCUGUCUUCCCUGCCCCCUGACUAUGGAAACAGAGGCUACAGAUGGCUAUCUUGCUAGUAACGGUGACCACUCUCCCAGAAGAGAACACUCCAGCAUGGUGGUGGACCUGUCCUCAAACACUCCCAAUGGGCAGCACUUCCCAAGCACAAAACUAAUCAAGCUAGAAGCUCAGAGUGAUGAGGAGUCAGAGCACAGGGUCCUGGCUCAGGAAGAGGGGGUCCCGAGUGUGGAGGAGGUGGGCGGGAUGGAGGAGCCCCUGAUGGGUAGCCACAAUGGGCUUCACGAACACAGCCAGGAAGCGGAGGGGCCCGGCGACGGAGGAAUCCGACUGCCCAACGGUAAACUGAAGUGUGACAUCUGUGGGAUUGUAUGCAUUGGGCCCAAUGUGCUAAUUGUUCAUAAGAGGAGCCAUACUGGCGAGCGUCCGUUCCAGUGUAACCAGUGUGGAGCCUCGUUCACUCAGAAGGGGAACCUGCUCCGACACAUCAAGCUGCACUCGGGAGAGAAGCCCUUCAAGUGCCCUUUCUGCAGCUACGCCUGCCGCCGCCGCGACGCCCUCGCCGGACACCUCCGGACCCACUCUGUGGGCAAGCCGCACAAGUGCAACUGCUGUGGGCGGAGCUACAAGCAGCGCGCGUCCCUGGAGGAGCACAAGGAGCGCUGUCACAACUACGUGCAGAGCAGCCGUCUGGACCCUGCCACACACGCUGGGGCACUGCAAGCUCCUACCGUUGAAGAGGGGAAGGAACAGGAGCCCAUGAUGGAAGGGAUGUCGCUAGUGCCUUUUGAAAGACCGCCUGUGAUCGAGAGGCUGCACAGCAAUGUAGGGAAACGGAAAAGUACCACGCCUCAGAAAUUUGUGGGUGAGAAACUGAUCCGGUAUGGCUACCCAGAUAUGCGCUACGACAUGGGCCUCAAGGAUGCAGAACUGGUGCAUGCCCACAUGAUGGACCAAGCAAUCAACAAUGCCAUCUCCUACCUGGGGGCCGACUCCCUGCGGCCCCUCGUCCACCACCAGCCCGUGUCCAUGGCAGACGUGGUGCCCAUGAUGAACCCGCUGUACUCUCAGGUUUACCACCCGGGCCGCGUGGAGAGGCCCAGCAGCAGGGAGACCCCUCCCGUGAACCUAGACUUCCCAGCAGACAGACCUCUCUCCCUCAUCAGACCAAAGAACCCGCCCGCCGAGCACGAGGCCUCGCCCAGCAACAGCUGCCUGGAGUCCAUUGACUCGGAGAGCAGCAGCCACGAGGAGCGCACGGGCCAUCCCAGCAACCCAGCCUUCAACCCCAAGAGCAGGCGGAGCAGCCCAGCCUACACCAGGGAGGAGCAGAGGGCCCUGGAUGCGAGCAAGGCCGCCGCUGCAGAGGCAGCAGCAGCAACAGCAGCAGGAGUGGUCGUCCCCUCCCUGAGCCCUUCCAGAAACCAGUACAGGGUUUACAGCGGGGAUGGGGAGCAGGUCAAGGCCUUCAAGUGCAAGCACUGUCGGGUCCUCUUUCUGGACCACGUCAUGUACACCAUUCACAUGGGCUGCCAUGGUUACAGAGACCCUCUGGAGUGCAACAUCUGUGGGUACCGGAGCCAGGACCGGUACGAAUUCUCAUCUCAUAUCGUUCGAGGAGAGCACACAUUCCGCUAGGCACUGAGCCAAAGGACACAAAUGAAGUACAAAAAAUACGUGUAUACAUAUGUAUAUGUGUGUGUACAUAUGUCUAUGUACAUACAAUAUACAGGUAUGUAUAAAACAGUCUAGGAAGGUCUGCGCUUAGAAAUAUGAAUUAUUUUACUUUUAUAAUUUCAUCUUCCAACAAACAAUCUAAAGGAAGAUUUUAGAAGUGGGAGAGAGGGCUUAACUGUUGUAUGGGAUUUUUUUUUUUUUUUUUUUUACAUGUGUAUUUUCUGUAGUUCAUACAGUAUGAAUCUUCCUCACCGGAGCAGCUAUAGACAGAUUUGAUUCUGUUGCAUUAAUUUAUACCCUCUUAAUUCUUUCUGUCAUAAGAAUUUGCCUUUCCUUUAAGUAAAUGUGGUUUUUAGUUCAAACAGGAGAGAUCUGUCAGUACUGAUCAGACACAAAUUAAUCGGGUGAGUGCAUUUUCUUAUUUUUUUAAAUCAGAAAAGCGCACGUAAUAUGUUUUUGCAUGGAGGGAUUUUUGUAGGUCUCCUGGUAUUAGUUUUAAUUGAGUUCAGUGGCCACCCUUGAGAGUGAAAUGAUUAUUAAUUCAGACUUAAGCUUUGGUGCCACUAUUUGCUCUGUCUCUUGUUUGCAGCAGCAAAGGAAGAAGGGAGAAGCACACAGUGGUUAUGUAAUCCCUAGACAUAUGUACCUAUUUAUACUUUGUGUUGCAGUUGUAUGUUUGUAUCAUUAUUAACUGUAAGCAUUACUGUAAGCAAGUGAUGGCUCACUUUGCUUGUGGUACUUUCUGUUUUACUCAAGAUGAGGGAAUAUGAGCCAGUUUGAUGUUAUACUGGGAGCCGACAGUCAUUUCACAAUGUGGGCAUAUCACUCAACUCUGGCACUGGGUAGACGUAGCUAGAAGCAGUUUGAAAGUACAUCUUAUAAAAGAUGGGUGAGAUUUCCAGAUCUUACUGUAGUGCAGCUUACAGUAACCUCCUUGCAUACUUCUUAUCAGGCAGUUGAGCUCAGAUACAAGCUAACAGUUUCAAACCCUAGUGGUCUAAACGGUGGAGUCUCUGGUGACAAGGCAUCAACCGCACCGCAGCUCCUCAUUGAAGCAUUAGACACCAGUUCAUAAAUUUCGUUUUAGCCUCUUUUGCCAUCAUAGACCAAAUCAGAAUUCAUUUUAACUCUUUUACUACACGAUUCCUAGGUAUCCUCUCAUGGCUCCUGUGGAUUGUAAAGCAUAGUAUUUAAAGAGCAAGCGAGAAAGACAUGUCCGAUUGGGGUUGUUUACUGAAAACAGUACUGUAAGCAGCAUUAAACCGUGAAACCCUCCUUACAUUUCUAACAAUGCCAUUCAUUAUUUUAUAAAAUAAGAGAAGAUUUUAGCUGUUUUAUUUUUAUACACUGUCAUAUAAACAGUAUUUAUCAGCUGAGGUUUUCACAAUGCACAUCAGCUAGAGUAGAGUAUCUGACAUUGGUUCAUUUCAAAUUCAAAUCUAUCCCAGAAAGAACUCCCUUUCGACACAUACUGUACACAUACAAUGUAGUGUACGCACCUCAAUGCUAAAACUACAUCUUUCAUGCAGGCGGUCAUUAUAGACAGGUUCGAUGGCACUUCAGGGGUUGUUUGUAGGUGCUCUUUAGCGUAUUCAAGACUUGAGUGUUAUGUUUGCAUGUUUCUCGUGCAAAAAUGACUGGCAUCGAGGUUCUGGCACUUGAAGGUUUUUAAUUACCUUACUGGCAUCAAAUUUAGAAAACUUUUAGAUAAGGGAACACGGCUUUACUGUGAAACCUCAUUUCUAUAAACCAUUCAGGUCUUCACUCUCCAUAUGAAGCGGCUGUAUUCUACUUGUCGGGUUUAUUGAAGGCAGUCAUUAACAUGUUCUGUUUGGAAGCACUGAGCUAUUGGCUAAACUCAUUAGACGCAGGACUUUUCUAAGAGCUUUUCCAAAAUAAUAACCCAAAUCCAUGCAGGACCUAAGAUAGGUCAAGGUACUGUCUGGCCAACCAGGUGUAAACCAGCCUUUACUUCCUGGUUGGGACCCAACAGGUUCUGGGUUACCUGGUGGCAAGUUUAGCAGAACUAAUUGAUUAUAAAUGGGUUGCAUUCAGUUUUCCCUUACUUAUGCACUUGCCAAAAACAAUCAGUAAUUAAUGUAACUAGGAUACAUACAGAUUUUGUAUUUAAUAAAAUGUUUUUGUUUUAAUUUUACAUUGGGAGUGAAUUACCAGCCCGGUGUUAUGCUGCUGUCUAUGAAUAUUGUAUAACAACUGUUUUUCAAUAACCUUUGCAGGGACUAGAAAUAAGUCUCCCGUUGCAUAGCACUUUGAUCCAUUCCAGUUUAAUAAGACACACCUGAGCUUGUUACGUAUACACUGUGGUUAAUCAAGCCCAUUGUAAAAGCUGGAAUGGGUGAAGCUGCUGUGCAGUCGGAGUCUUAUUUCCAUCCCUGCUUUGUUGGACUGUACUUAAGGUCCCUGCAGAUCUGCACUGGUUAGUGACAAGAGGACCAUCAUGCAGCACAUGUUUAUUUCACCUUGAGGAUGAACACUUAUGUAAUUACAACCUCAUGACUGGAGAAAGCAUGG